AUGUCAUCAAUUCGGGACAAGCAAAUUGCAGCAUUAAAGCAAAUGCUCAACUUAAAUAGUUCUGAAUAUAAAGAUAAUGGUUCAGAACCAGUAUGGAAAGUACUUAUAUAUGAUCGCCGAGGCCAAGAUAUUCUAUCACCAUUAAUUCCAAUUAAAGAAUUACGAGAAUGUGGUGUAACAUUGCACUUGAGCAUUCAUUCUGAACGAGAUCCUAUUCCUGAUGUAGCAGCUAUUUACUUUUGUAUGCCGGAUCAAGUUAAUCUCGACAGAAUAGCUCAAGACUUUCAGAAUAAUGUAUAUGAAAAAUAUUAUUUAAACUUUAUCUCGGCUAUUUGUCGUCAAAAACUAGAGGAUUUGGCUAGUUCAGCACUACAUACUGAAAAUGUAAGCCAUGUUCAUAAAAUUUAUGACCAAUAUUUAAAUUUUAUUUCUUUGGAAGAUGAAUUGUUUAUAYUAAGUAAUCAAAAUGCUCAAUCAGUAUCAUAUUAUGCAUUGAACCGUGCAGAUGCAAAAGAUACUGAUGUAGAAGUAAUGAUGGAUGAUACUGUUGAUGGUUUAUAUUCUGUUUUUGUAACUCUUGGAACAUUACCUAUAAUUCGCAGUGCUCGUGGUAAUGCUGCAGAAAUGGUAGCUGAAAAAUUAGACAAAAAAUUAAGAGAAAAUCUAAGAGAUACUAGAAAUAGUUUAUUCUCAUCUGAAAACUCUGGAAUUUACAAUUUUCAACGACCCCUUUUGGUUGUACUUGACCGAAAUAUUGAUAUGGCAACACCUCUUCAUCAUACAUGGACUUAUCAAGCGUUGAUACAUGAUGUUUUAAAGCUAAAUUUAAAUAGAGUUACAGUAGCACAAGAUCAAAAAAAACCCAAAACUUUUGAUCUUGAUCCUAAAGAUUCUUUUUGGACAACUCACAAAGGAAGCCCAUUUCCUACAGUAGCAGAAUCAAUUCAAUCCGAACUGGAACAUUUAAAGAACUCUGAAGAAGAAGUCAAACAGUUAAAAGAGUCUAUGGGUUUAGAUGGCGAAAGUGAUGUGGCUUUAGCCAUGAUGAGUGAUAAUACUGCUAAACUGACAUCUGCUGUUAAUUCUUUACCACAAUUAUUAGAAAAGAAAAGAUUAAUAGAUAUGCAUACAGAUUUAGCUACUAGUAUUUUAUCUGUGAUUAAAUCGAGGCGUUUAGACUUACUGUUUGAAUUUGAGGAAAAAGUAAUGAGCCAAGCAUCAUUAGAUAAGCAAAUAUUAGAUAUUAUAAAUGAUACAGAAGCUGGAACUGCUGAAGAUAAAAUGAGACUAUUUAUAAUUUAUUACAUCUAUACACAUUCCAUAUCAGAUUCAGACAUAGAUAUGUAUUCAUCGGCUUUAGAAAAACAAGGUUGUGAUCUUAGUCCACUUAAAUAUAUUAAAAGAUGGAAAAUGUUUUCUAAUAUCACAUCUACAUCAAAUCAAUAUGGAGGUGGUACUAAAUCUGUUAAUAUGUUUGAAAAAUUACUUUCUCACACUUCCUCGUUUGUUAUGGAAGGAGUAAAAAAUUUAGUAGUUAAAAGGCACACGUUUCCUGUGACUAGAAUUGUUGAUGAAUUAUUGGAAAAUAAACAGUCAUCUGGCACAUCAGAUGAAUUUCGUUAUUUUGAUCCAAAACAGCUACGGAAUUCUGAUGGAUUUAAAUCUAAAAAUAAUUUUAGUGAAGUUAUAGUGUUUAUAGUUGGUGGAGGUAAUUAUAUUGAAUAUCAAAAUUUGUUGGAGUAUGUAAGAAAUAAAGCUGUAUCACCUGGUAUACCUCAAUUAAGAAUUGUCUAUGGAUCAACUGUAGUGAACAAUGCACCGGAAUUCUUAGAACAGCUGUCAUUAUUGGGUCAGGAAUUACAAUAAUUUUAUUUACAGGAUAAUGUGUAAUUAUUAUAUUUUUAUAUUAAACUAAUAUUUAUAAUAUAUUUAU
Diuraphis noxia (Russian wheat aphid) is the source of this 1933-nucleotide messenger RNA. RefSeq names its product sec1 family domain containing Slh (gene Slh). The record is from RefSeq and is a predicted model, not a curated record. Gene Ontology annotation, biological process: vesicle-mediated transport. NCBI's taxonomy places the organism in Eukaryota, Metazoa, Arthropoda, Insecta, Hemiptera, Aphididae.